Messenger RNA from Moneuplotes crassus, 362 nucleotides. The record is from the annotation of a GenBank genome assembly. Lineage: Eukaryota; Ciliophora; Spirotrichea; Euplotida; Euplotidae.
CUACCCAUGAAAAUCAUGUAGGUCCUAAUUAUGAUAGUUUUUACUAUAAUUGUUGACACAGAAAUUUGAACUAUUAUUCAAGAAAUAUCUAAGAUUCAGCUUAAAAGAGAUAUCAGAUAUGAAAUUACAACUAAGAGCAUUGUCACAGGAGUCCUCUCUGAUCCUUAUAAGCAAUCUCACCAACCAAGAGAAGAUAAUCAGCAGUGAUUGGCAAUAUUUAUAUGCAAGACUUGUGUCUCCUUCAUACCUUCUGGAACUAAAUUCAUCAAAUUUAUCAAUCACAAACAUUUAACAAAUCAGAAAUCUGGUUUCUUCCCAACUCAAGUUAAUGUAAAUCUCCAAAGCUAAUAUCCUAAAUAAAU